AGUGAAUUCUCUACUUUUCAUGUACAUUUAUUAUUAACCUUCCCGCCAGAGUCAUUUCUCCUUUGGCUCGGAAUACCUCCAAUGAUGAUACUUUUAGACUCUCUCACCACAAGGUCAUACUAAGAUACCCAUUCAGACUUCACUAUACAAGUUGCCCACCAAAAAGAUCACUUGCUUUCUUCUGCUUUGUCGUCUAACUUUGAUUGUCAUUUCUUUCUCUAUUCUUCUAAAAGUCAUUCAAAAUGCCUGAAAAGUUUGUCGUCGUGGGUGCCGGUCCCGUCGGUUCCCUGGCCGCUCUCUAUGCUGCGGUGAGAGGGUAUCACGUCGAACUGUACGAACUACGCCCUGACCUCCGCGACCCAGCCACCACUCCCCUCAACUUCACCAAGUCCAUCAACCUGGCCAUAUCCGAGAGAGGCGUCAAUUCGCUCCGCCAGACAGGCCUGACCACUCUGGUCAAGGAUGUUGUCUCCUCCACCACCCCCAUGAAGGGCCGCAUGUUGCACCUCCGCAAGCAGGGCAAGUAUGUGCGAGAGGCCCAGCUGUACGAUGCCAGAGGCAAGAACCUCCUCGCAUUGGACCGCACCAGUCUCAACAAGACUCUCCUGGACGCCUUGGAGUCCAUGCCCAACGUGAAGCUCUUCUUCCACCACAAGGUCGUCGGCGUCGACUUCAACAAGAAACUUGCCUGGUUCGAGCGCCGCACCCCGUCCGACCCCAGUAGCCGUGGCACCGAGAUCGAGAUAUCCUUCGACUUCAUGAUUGGCGCCGAUGGCGCCCACUCAGCCGUGCGGUACCAUCUGAUGAAGUUCACACCGGUGGCCUACCAACAAGAGUACAUCGACAAGCUCUGGUGCCAAUUCCACGUCGCUCCUUCGCCCAAGGACGGCAAGUACCGCCUUCCCCCCAACUAUCUCCACAUCUGGCCCCAAGACGAGGCCAUGUUCAUCGCGCUGCCGAACCAGGACCAAACCUUCACCUCGACCCUCUUCCUCACCCGCCAGGGCUUCUCGGACCUCGACGCCCACCCAGACCGCCUAGUCGCUUACUUCCAGGACAAAUUCCCGGCAGUCGUCCCGGACCUCAUCCCCGCCGACGAACUCGUCAAGCAGUACAACGAAAACCCCCACCUCCCCCUCAUCACCAUCAAAUGCACCCCCUACCACUUCUCCUCGUCGGGCGUCAUCGUCGGCGACGCCGCCCACGCCAUGGUCCCCUUCUACGGCCAAGGCAUGAACGCAGGCCUCGAGGACGUGCGCGUGCUCUUCGACUUCCUGGACCAAUACCCCACCGACAGAGCCAAAGCGCUGGACCAAUACUCCAAGGUCCGCACCCCAGACGCCCACACCAUCAACGACCUCGCCCUCCGCAACUACCGCGAAAUGGCCUCGGACGUCAAGUCGCCGCUCUACCUGCUGCGCAAGAAGAUCGAGGAGACGCUCGAUGUCUAUUUCCCCGGCUUGGGCUUCGCGACGCAGUACUCGAGGGUCACGUUUAGCAAUAUGCCGUACUCGGAGGUGCAGCGCAGGGCGGCGUGGCAGGCGAGGGUGUUGAAUUGCGCGGUGGGUGGGCUGGGGGUUGGGGUUCUGGGCGCGAUGUGGGUUUGGGGGAGAGGUGGGGGGUGGGCGAGGGUGAAGAGGGGGGUUCUGUUGGGAUGUUGUUGGAUUGCGAGGGGAGUAGUAGGGGUGGUGAGGGGGUGGGAGUGA
Messenger RNA from Westerdykella ornata, 1706 nucleotides. RefSeq names its product kynurenine 3-monooxygenase. Gene Ontology annotation, molecular function: FAD binding; kynurenine 3-monooxygenase activity; NAD(P)H oxidase H2O2-forming activity. Gene Ontology annotation, cellular component: mitochondrial outer membrane. The transcript has 2 exons. Gene Ontology annotation, biological process: quinolinate biosynthetic process; L-tryptophan catabolic process; NAD+ metabolic process. The record is from RefSeq and is a predicted model, not a curated record. Bases 243 to 1706 code for a protein of 487 amino acids. Lineage: Eukaryota; Fungi; Ascomycota; Dothideomycetes; Pleosporales; Sporormiaceae.